AUGUCGCAGUAUGGCCGAGACCAACCUUCAAAGACAGCAUCGGCAAAGUUUCAGGCUAAGCCCCAGCGUGGUCGAGACCGGCCACAGCGAUUCGACCCGUGUCGCCCACCAAAGGCACUUGGGGCAGGAGGUGACACGGGCACUUUCACCUCACACGAGGAGGCUGUGCUGAUGAUGCUGACGCUGCUCCUGCUGCUGCUGCUGGGGGCGCAGUGCUCGAGUGCGGGCAAGAUGCUCAAGCUGGCGGCCGCAGCCGCUCUGCUGGGCCGCCACAGCAUUAUGCCCGUGCCGCUGCCUAUCCCGUAUCACGAGACCAAGCACUGCCCGUACCACGUGCCCGUGCCCGUAGCCUACCCCGUCCACCACCAUGGCCACAGCGCAAGUCACCAUUCACACCUGGGCCACGUGACGACUAUCGUAGCGCAUGGAUACCAUGGUCAAGGACACCACGGCUACGGCCAUCACGGUUAUGGUUCCGGACAUUACGGCUGACGAUGUGAAUUAGUCCAAGCACGGUCACAAGCUCGUGUCUUCGAUACGGCGAAAUCGA
Molecule: messenger RNA, 550 nt
Organism: Rhipicephalus sanguineus (brown dog tick)
Lineage: Eukaryota; Metazoa; Arthropoda; Arachnida; Ixodida; Ixodidae
Exons: 4
Coding region: 1-492 (163 amino acids)
Source: RefSeq, a predicted model, not a curated record